AUGGCCAGCGAAAGCUUCCCCGUCCAAGGCACUCCCUCAGCUCCAGUUACGGCGCCGGUGGGCAGCGAGCAGGCAGAGCCAAUCCACAGUGUAUUGAACACCUCUCACACGGACAGUGAGCCAGUCACCCUCGAGAAGGCAAAGGCUGCCGCAGACACCGAUAGCCUAGGAGCCUCCAGGGAACUGACGGGUGCACAGCCGCCAGUCGCAGAUCACCCUCUCGGCGGUGUUGCAGCCUCAGAAGGCCAAGGUUCAGUGGAAGCAGCCGAUGCAAUCCCAAUAGGACAGAAGAAGGAAGAACCAACCCCAGAAUGGUCCAAGCCCGCACCAGAACCAAAUAUCGGUGAAAAGCGUGAUAUCAACUCAACUGCAGCUCCUAUCGCGGCUUCUGUCUCCGAUGAUAAGGAUGAGCCUGUCAUCGAGAAGCCGGGUGAGCCGGAUGCAAAAAAGCAAAAGACUGAGUCUGAACCUGUCAAAGAACCCACUCACCAACCUGCUAAGGAUACCAAUGGCACCGCGCCUGCCCCCGCUACUGGUGAUACCAAUGGAGAGCCGAAAAAGGCUGCACGACCGAAGAAGGAAAAGGUCAAGGAUGCCGUGAAGAAGGUCAUUCCAGGCGAUGGAAUCGGCAGCCGGACUCGCAGCCGAACCAAGCCGACUUGA
Molecule: messenger RNA, 663 nt
Organism: Penicillium atrosanguineum
Lineage: Eukaryota; Fungi; Ascomycota; Eurotiomycetes; Eurotiales; Aspergillaceae
Exons: 2
Coding region: 1-663 (220 amino acids)
Source: RefSeq, a predicted model, not a curated record